UCCCCGUUCCUGUCUUUGCCGACAGGAAAGGGGCUGUGUGAGACGGAGGGAAGAAGGCACACCCGGGGGUGGCGCGGCGAGGAGGGGGCGCGACGGCCCGGAGGCUGGUGGAGCGACACCCAGGCAGGAGAGGGGGAAGAACUCUCUCCCUUUCUGAACCCCCUUUUCCCUGAGAGACGAGUUGGGGCAGUCCUCCACGCAUUACCCACUCGGGCCGCAUAAAUUCCCUUCUUUAGCCCUCUGCCCCCGCCCUUGCUCAUAAGCCUUUGAGACCGCAGAAGGGACCUUGUUGUGGAACGGGACGGCAAAGAGGAAGCCAGAGCGCUGAGGGUCCAGUCUCCAGCUUGCCUCCUGCUAUAUCCAUUGGAAGAGAAAAGUUUGUGACUUGGGCCCCCAAGUUUUGAGAGAACUGGGCUUUCGGCGCGGGGGGUCAGAGGAGGCUGUGGGGAGCUUUCCCCAUGGAGCCUACCCAGCCUGCAGAGGACCUCAUUCUGACCCAGCAGCCCCUUGCCUCAGAACUUGGGGACCCUGAAGACCCCGGAGAGGAGGCUGCAGAUGGCUCAGACACUGUGGUCCUCAGUCUCUUUCCCUGCACCCCCGAGCCUGUGAAUCCUGAACCGGAUGCCAGUGUUUCCUCUCCACAGGCAGGCAGCUCCCUGAAGCACUCCACUACUCUCACCAACCGGCAGCGAGGGAACGAGGUGUCGGCUCUGCCGGCCACCCUAGACUCCCUGUCCAUCCACCAGCUCGCAGCACAGGGGGAGCUGGACCAGCUGAAGGAGCAUUUGCGGAAAGGUGACAACCUCGUCAACAAGCCAGACGAGCGCGGCUUCACCCCCCUCAUCUGGGCCUCGGCCUUUGGAGAGAUCGAGACCGUUCGCUUCCUGCUGGAGUGGGGUGCCGACCCCCACAUCCUGGCCAAAGAGCGAGAGAGCGCCCUGUCGCUGGCCAGCACAGGCGGCUACACAGACAUUGUGGGGCUGCUGCUGGAGCGUGACGUGGAUAUCAACAUCUAUGAUUGGAAUGGAGGGACGCCACUGCUGUACGCUGUGCGUGGGAACCACGUGAAAUGCGUUGAGGCCUUGCUGGCCCGAGGUGCUGACCUCACCACCGAAGCCGACUCUGGCUACACCCCGAUGGACCUUGCCGUGGCCCUGGGAUACCGGAAAGUGCAACAGGUGAUCGAGAACCACAUCCUCAAGCUCUUCCAGAGCAACCUGGUGCCCGCUGACCCUGAGUGAAGGCCGCCUGCCGGGGACUCAGACACUCAGGGAACAAAAUGGUUGGCCAGAGCUGGGGAAACCCAGAACUGGCUUCAAAGGCAGCUCCUGGACAGGUGGUGGGAGGGGACCCCUUCCUAGAGGAACCAAUAAACCUUCUGUGCAGAA
Messenger RNA from Nomascus leucogenys (northern white-cheeked gibbon), 1388 nucleotides. RefSeq names its product regulatory factor X associated ankyrin containing protein (gene RFXANK). Gene Ontology annotation, cellular component: nucleus. Gene Ontology annotation, biological process: regulation of transcription by RNA polymerase II. Gene Ontology annotation, molecular function: protein binding. NCBI's taxonomy places the organism in Eukaryota, Metazoa, Chordata, Mammalia, Primates, Hylobatidae. The record is from RefSeq and is a predicted model, not a curated record.